AAUGGGUGGAAGGUGCAAAACAAGGCAUUGUCGUGGCUGGUGGUCAAGGACAAGGAAAUGGUCUUACACAAUUGUCAUAUCCUCGAGGAGUCGUUGUCGAUCAAUUGGGCACUGUCUAUGUGGCUGAUGACGGGAAUCAUCGAAUAAUGCGUUGGCCCAAAGGAGCCACACAGGGAAGUGUCAUUGUUGGUGGAAACGGUAGAGGAGGACAAUUGAACCAACUCUAUUGGCCCUUCGGUUUGUCAUUCGAUCGACACGGUAAUCUCUAUGUCGUCGAUUGUGGAAAUCAUCGAGUACAAAAAUUCAAUAUUGAUUCAAAUGCACGCACAGACCAAUAAUGGUAUUCCUUGGAAUCGUGAGAAAGGCAUAACAAGGGAUGAGGGCGGAGACCUGGCUGACUUCCACGAAAACGGAAUCCUUGAGAUUCAUAGAAGAGACGGUGCCCGCAAGAUGUCCCAACGUUGCCGUAACCGAGAACCCCUCAAAUCCAAGAAUUUCAGACACCCAUUGCCAAUGAAUUUCUAUAUAUAAGAAACAAUAAAUGAUACACAAGGAAUCCUUGAGAUUAGCGCAAGAGAUAAUGAUGUUCCAACGUUGCCGCUAACUGAAAAGCUUUAAAAUCCGAGGAUUCCAGGGUUUCCAGAAAACCAUUCCAAAUGAAGUUGCAUAUAUAAGAAAGAAAAUAUCAUAAGCAUGGAAUCCUUGGGAUUCGUUGAGAUUAGCGCAAGAGGCGACGCCUCGAUGAUGCCAGAAUGUUCCCGGUAACCGAGAAGCCUUCAAAUCGUAGGAUUCCAAGUAUUCGAGAAAACGGUUCCCAAUCACUUUCCAGAUAUAAGAAAGACUAAAUGAUACACAAGGAAUCCUUGGGAUACCUUCUGAAUCCCCUAGAUUCCAGAGAGGUCAAAACAUUGAGUUUAUACCUAAUCUAGAGAAGCUGGAAGGAUGAGAAGAGCUACACACUCAUAUAUAUCUAUAGGUGGAUUGAGGGAUGUAAAUGUGACCUUGAUAUGUAGAUACAGAUAUCAGUACACAUAAUCAGCCUUUCUGGGCCUUUCUAGGC
Molecule: messenger RNA, 1060 nt
Organism: Didymodactylos carnosus
Lineage: Eukaryota; Metazoa; Rotifera; Eurotatoria; Philodinida; Philodinidae
Source: the annotation of a GenBank genome assembly